CAGCCUACUUAUAGCCACGAUCAGGCUACAUUUCUCAUUCCCCCUCCACCUGUGCCAAUGGAGGAUCACAUCUUGAAAGCCAUGGCAACCUCUGUUGCCUUUCUAGCUGUCCUUGGUUUGAUGAUGAUGGUCCAUAUUUUCUGGUGGAGGCCCAAAAGUGUUGAGAGGACAUUAAGGAAGCAAGGAAUCAGGGGCACUUCGUACCGGGUCUUCACAGGAGACGAACCAGAAAUGAAGAAGUCCGCCAAAGACUCAUCCGCUAAACCUAUCGCCCUCAACGCCGAAAUCAUCCCUCGAGCCAUUCCUUUCUAUAACAACAUGGUCAAGCGAUAUGGAAAAGUUUCGUUAUGUUGGUUUGGAAGCAUUCCGAGGCUGAUAAUAGGGGAUGCAGAACUGAUAAGGUUGAUAUUAGAGGAUAAAAAAGGUGAUUUUGUGCAUCAACGUCUUAACCCACUGGUGAAUCUCCAACACAAGGGUGUGGCGACCUUGGAAGGUGAAGAAGGGAGUAAACGCAGGAGGCUAAUAACUCCUGCUUUCCACUUUGAAAAGUUGAAGGGAAUGGUUCCUGCAUUUUCAAGUUGUUGCUGGAACCUGAUCGAGCGGUGGCAAAAGCUAGUGGAACCACAAGGGUGGUGUGAAAUUGAUGUUGCUCCGGAACUGGUAGCUCUGGCCUGUGAUGCCAUAGCUCGAACAGCCUUCGGAAGUAACUACCAAGAGGGAAAGGAGUUAUUUGAACUCCAGAAAAUGCAACUGCCAUUGCUGAUUGAAGCCUAUAACUCCAUCUAUGUCCCAGGCUUCAGAUUCGUACCGACAAGGAAGAACAGGCGGAGGUACCAAUUAUACAACAAAAUCAUAGCAUUGUUGAAGAAUAUGAUACAGCAAAGAGAAGAAGCAAUGAAAAGAGGAGAAUUGAGAGCAGGGCUUGAUUUAAUGGACCUACUAUUGCAGUGCAAAGAAGAGAGCAACAACGACCUGACAAUUGAGGAUGUGAUAGAAGAAUGCAAAUUGUUCUACUUCGCUGGUCAAGAGACCACCGCCACCCUCCUCACGUGGACCAUGAUCUGCUUGUCCAUACACCAGAAUUGGCAAGAGAAGGCAAGACAAGAAGUUUUAGAGAUUUGUGGCAAAAGAAAGCCUGAUUCAGGAACCAUUAAUCGCCUCAAGAUCGUAUCAAUGAUACUUCAUGAAGUGCUGAGACUGUUUCCCCCUCUGCCCGAUGUCUUCAGAUACACAGUGCGUGAAACCAAGAUGGGAAGCUUGUUGAUACCUGCAGGGGUUGAGCUGUGUUUAUCGGUGAUGCAUGUUCAUUAUGAUACCACUUAUUGGGGGGAUGAUGCUCCGGAGUUCAAGCCGGAGAGAUUCAGUGAAGGAGUUUCAAAUGCUUAUUCAGAGGAUCAAAUGGCUUUCUUUCCAUUUGGCUGGGGUCCAAGAAUAUGCAUAGGCCAAGCCUUUUCCCUGGUCGAAGCAAAGACGGUUAUGGCCAUGAUCCUUCAACAUUUCUCAUUUCAACUCUCCCCUUCUUACACUCAUGCGCCUUACCUUAACUGUAACAUCAAGCCACAGCAUGGUGCUCCUAUUAUUCUACGCCAUGUUUAGCCAAGUUAUACUUGGCUUUGUGUUGUAUUACUUGUACCGUGUUGUGGCUGACUGGUUGGUUUUGAAACCCCUCUAGUUACCUGUAAGAUGUUGGUGAUUGAAUAAUGUAAUAUGGCUGUGUAAAAUAUAAUAAUCUUUUGUCUAA
Messenger RNA from Prosopis cineraria, 1741 nucleotides. RefSeq names its product cytochrome P450 CYP72A616-like. The transcript has 5 exons. The record is from RefSeq and is a predicted model, not a curated record. Gene Ontology annotation, molecular function: monooxygenase activity; heme binding; oxidoreductase activity, acting on paired donors, with incorporation or reduction of molecular oxygen. The coding region runs from base 58 to 1596 and encodes 512 amino acids. Lineage: Eukaryota; Viridiplantae; Streptophyta; Magnoliopsida; Fabales; Fabaceae.